GCCUUUUUUUUAAAACUAAUACAUCUUUCCAAUCUUUUCCCACCAGCGAGCAGCCAGGGAAUAUUAAUAUUUAAACUAAAUCUCUCACAACCAUGUCAUUUACAACAGUAUCUCCACGCGCCCGAACAUGGCUGCGACACGCUCCUGUCUACGUAUUGAUGUUCCUCUCCACACUCGUCAACCUCAUGACCACAUAUGCCGCACCUGUUGCAUCCAAGAGGCCUGGCGAUGAUAACGACAAUGCUCUUGACAGAGCACGCCAGGGUCCCUAUAACCUUACUGUCCAGGCUGGAAUCGCUGGUGCCAUCCUCAUUGUUUUUGGUCUUAUUCUCUGCUUCUUUGGUUAUCGCUUCUUCCGUGUGACAAUGUUCUUGAUUGGUUUCUACUUCUUUGGUAACAUCACCUAUGUCGGUAUGGCCAACGGUGGCGUCACUUCUCAGACCUUGCUCCUCGUCAUCUCGAUUGUGGUCGGUAUCAUUGGAGGUCUGCUCUUAGUCUGCUGCUCUCGUCUGGGUGUUGCUGUCCUCGGAGCCUUGGCCUUAUACUCCUUGGGUCUCUGGAUCUUAGGAUGGAGAUCUGGUGGUGUCAUUACCUCCAGCACUGGUCGUGGUAUCCUCCUUGCAGUCCUUGCCAUCGUUGGUUUCAUCCUUGGUUUCAUUCGUGAAAGGGAAGUGGCCAUCAUCGGUUCAGCUAUCGUCGGUGCUUACUCCUUUGUGGCUGGCGUUGACUUCUAUGCUCGCACUGGAUUCAUCAACCAGACUGAUUCGUUCAUCAACUCCAAGAACAGCGUCAAUAACCGUGUUGGUAACGUCACGGGUGAACAGUAUGCUCUCUUGGCCACAUUCAUUGUCUUGGCACUCCUUGGAAUGUUUGUUCAGUUCCGCUUCUGGGGUCGUCGCAACUUCCGCCCUGCUGGUCCUGCUGCUGGAACUAACGUCGUCUACACUGAGAAGCCCAGCCGCUUCGGAGGCAUGUUCCGUCGCCGCCGUGUCUAAGAACAAUAAUAAGCAUUUAGUGAUAAUAACUAUGACAAACAUUUAGCCCCAUAAUCUUACCUUCCCCCUACUUGUAUAUCAUGUAAUUAGUACAAUUCAUUUUAUCAAAAAAAAAAAA
This is a messenger RNA of Lobosporangium transversale, 1113 nucleotides long. RefSeq lists its product as hypothetical. Bases 93 to 995 code for a protein of 300 amino acids. The transcript has a single exon. NCBI's taxonomy places the organism in Eukaryota, Fungi, Mortierellomycota, Mortierellomycetes, Mortierellales, Mortierellaceae. Gene Ontology annotation, cellular component: plasma membrane. The record is from RefSeq and is a predicted model, not a curated record.